Messenger RNA from Babesia bovis T2Bo, 1164 nucleotides. RefSeq names its product SpoU rRNA Methylase family protein. Bases 38 to 1117 code for a protein of 359 amino acids. The record is from RefSeq and is a predicted model, not a curated record. Gene Ontology annotation, molecular function: RNA methyltransferase activity; RNA binding. The transcript is spliced from 5 exons. Gene Ontology annotation, biological process: RNA processing. Lineage: Eukaryota; Apicomplexa; Aconoidasida; Piroplasmida; Babesiidae.
AACACACUAGAAGGUCUGAUAUUAUCUAGACCACGGCAUGUUUGCCGGACGGCGUUUUGUGGCUGAGUUUCCGCGUCAUAUAUAUGUUAUAUCUAAUCGUGGUAGUUCCAGUAGCACUUCUGUUAUAGUUUUGUCUAGCAAAGGUUCGCAAGUUGUGGCUAAGGAUAAACCAGUUACUGGUGACGUUGUUUCGAGGUCCAUUUUACCUAGUUGGUUGGAAUGUGACGUAGUUCCGGUUACUGAUAAAUCAAGUGCCGUGUCCGAGGUAAAACCCUUACGUUUACGUAAGAUUCGUCCUUUUAGUGCAACUACUUUAAGUAUAUUUCAUCCCAAUCCGCUUUGUGUAGCUACACCAUCUCGUAAAAAUGCGAUUAUUAAGCAUCUUUGGCGUUUGAGGGUUAAUUCAUCAUAUCGUAAACAUCAGGACACUCGUUUGGUAACGUCUGGUGACGUCAUUCUUCAUAUGUUAAGGCACACUGAUUGUGUAUUUGGUAAUAUUUUCACUACUCGUAAAUCACUUGUUGAGUUGAUAUUGGGUGAUUCAUCACUUCGUUCAAGAUUUGGGCGUAUUCAAUUAUUGGAUCGUCAUUUGCUUCGUUAUUGUUUACGGGGCACGAGUACUACUUCUGACAGUAUAGCUGAGGUUACCAUUCCCAAUCCUAGCAUACCUUCUAAUCCAAGGGUCGUGAUAGCUUUGGAUAAUAUCCGUUAUCCACAGAACGUGGGUAACAUAAUUCGUAUUGCCAUUGGGCUGAACGUUGAUGGUAUAUAUUACCUUCGUGGCACUGCUGAUCCGUUUGACUGGAAAGUAACUCAGGUUACUGGUGGUCUACAAUUUAAGUUACCAUAUCAGCGUGGUGACUUCAAAUCACUUCGGAGAUUUUGCAAGGCCAAUAAUUUAACUCCGGUUGUAGGUCAUCUUGAGGGUGAUGAUAUAGGAUCAAUUGAUAUAUCUGGUGGUCUGUGUAUCAUUUUGUGUAAUGAGUCUUCUGGUCCCAGUCCCGAGGUUUUAAAAUUCGCCAAGAGGAUAUUACUUCCUAUGCAUCCAUUAGUCAAUUCUUUGAAUGUUUCUAUUGCUGGUGCCAUAUUGGUACAUCAACUUCAGUGCCGUGUUUAGUUCAUUAGGUUAACGAUGGCGUAUUCUCGUUCUUCUACGGACGACCC